Pygoscelis adeliae (Adelie penguin) is the source of this 3260-nucleotide messenger RNA. RefSeq names its product tetratricopeptide repeat domain 33 (gene TTC33). Gene Ontology annotation, molecular function: protein binding. Lineage: Eukaryota; Metazoa; Chordata; Aves; Sphenisciformes; Spheniscidae. The transcript has 4 exons. The record is from RefSeq and is a predicted model, not a curated record. Bases 5 to 790 code for a protein of 261 amino acids.
CCAGAUGGCUUCUUUUGGGUGGAAGAGAAAGAUUGGUGAGAAAGUUUCAAAAGCUACUUCUCAGCAAUUUGAAGCAGAAGCUGCGGAUGACAAGGAUCUGGCUGAUGAUGAUGAUGCUAACUGGGUGCAUGCAACUAAGAGAAGAAAGGAAGUUCUCUUAGAAGACUGUGUAAAGAAAAGUAAGCAGCUGAAGGAUGAAGGUGCAAGUUUGGCUGAAAAUAGGAGGUACCGAGAGGCUAUUCACAAGUGGGAUGAAGCACUUCAAUUAACUCCAGAGGAUGCUACGCUUUAUGAGAUGAAAUCGCAGGUCCUGAUGUCUUUACAUGAAAUGUUCCCAGCAGUGCAUGCAGCAGAAAUGGCUGUCCAGAGAAACCCACGUUCCUGGGAUGCCUGGCAGACUUUGGGACGUGCCCAGCUUGGAUUAGGAGAGAUAGCACUGGCGAUCCGAAGCUUCCAGGUAUCCUUACACAUCUUUCCAAUGAAUCCUGAAGUAUGGAAGGAGGACCUUUCCUGGGCAAGAAAACUACAUGAACAGCAGAAGGCAACAAAGACUGAGGCAGUGCAAGCACUCGCAAAAGAAAAAGAGCUUGCACAAGAGUCAAUCCCAGACUAUGACUUUGAAAGUGAUGAAAUUGUGGCAGUCUGUGCUGCCAUCGCAGAGAAGGAGAAAGCUCUUUCAGCAGCUAAAACGGUAGUGAUUGUGUCUGCUUCAGGCACAGUAGAGACUGUUACUGAGAACGAGAAUUGUCCUACAACUCCUGAUGAAACCCUUUUCAUCAGAGCCCGAUAGGGCAACCUUAUGGGUUGCCAGUACUGUUCUAAGAACUAGUGUUAUUUAUUGUAUUGGGCUUGCUUUGUUUUUGUUUUUUAAGCAGUGAGAGCCUGCAGAAGUUGAAAAAUUGAAGUUAUUUUUCUUUUGUAAAUUGAAAAAGCAAUGACCUGAGUUGUUGUUCCAUCCAUAUUUUUGGAGACGAAAGCCAAGAGUUGAUUCUAAAAAUCUUAUCAACAGAAGUAAUGUUAAAGUGCUUAACUUCAUUGUUACAACUGCUUUCAUCUUUCUGUGUUUCAUAAUUUUACAAGCUAAUGUCUGCAGUUUUCCAGUAAUAAAUAAGCUUUUAUUUAAACUGUAAAAGAAAAAGGGAUUUUUUAAAAAUCUAUUUCAAUCCUUAUUCAUUAACAUUAUUUAUCUUCUAGUUAAAGUGUGAACUGUCCUCUGUUAUCAGAAGUCUUUAUUUUCAUUAAGAUUACUUUUUCUAUGAGGAAGUUUCCUAUGAAGCAGAGAUGGAUUAUUAUUUUGCUUGUGUGUGUGUGAUAGAUCUGGCAUCUGAUUUGUAGUCAAAUGAAAUCAGUAGAAACCUUUAUGUUGCUUUCAUAGAUAAAUGGGUUAAACACUCUCUGAUUAGAUGAAACAAAUGCAAUACCAAACAAACCCCUGAAUGCUUAGUUAUUAUUAAAUGUUUCACCAGAAGAAAGAACAUUCAGCUGAGACUGGAACUGGCCUUUCCUUACCUUGAGUGCUGUGCUACAGACAUUACCAAAAGUAAAAUGGUGGGAGCUGGAAAUAGGUAUGUCUGAAGUGUAUUAUGUUUAGCCUUUUUCCUAGUGAGGCUAAUCUGAUAAAUGGAGUCAAUUUGUUUUUCCUAAUUCUUAUGACCUGCCAUUUAAAGUAUGUUCUUAGUGAACCAAUUUUUCAGGACAGCAUUGCCUGAGUCUCCCUUUUUAUCCUUUUUGGAUUUUGGAUGCUGUGGUGGGUAUUCACGUUGUGUUAACUUAGAGGCAUAACACAGGAGAUUUGUUUAAAGUUCGUCUUUCUUUAGGGGAGGGUGACCAUUGGUUCCUCACACGGGCAGUUCAGAGAAACAAAGUCAGGCUGUUUCUUUGUGCUCUGUGCUGAGACUGCUCUCUUUUCAUUGUCUUGGAGACAUGGUAGAGAUGGUUGCCUCCUAACUGGACUGGAAAAAAUUGUCAACUGAGGAAUUCCCAGAGAAUUCAGGAUUGGGAACACAUCAUUUCUACUUGAUUUUGAAAACGUUUUGCAUGAUAAAAACAUUUUGAAUAAUCAUUUUGUAGACAAGUGAAACCUUUUGAAAUCAGUCAUCUUUGCAUUUUUCAUAUCUGAUUUCUGUUUUCAAAAUAACAAAUUUUCAAAGAAAAUAAUGUUGCUUGAGAAGCAUAGCGAUUUUUGCAAAAGAAGGUGUAUUGUAGAAAAAUUAUUUGUCUCAGAUCAUCCUUUCAGUUGAAUAUCUUCAAGAGGACACUUACAGCCUUUGCAGAAAUUAAUUAUCCCUUUCAGAAACUUAAUUGCCAUGUUGUACUUAAUAAAUUUUCAUUAAUUUUUGCAAGAUUCUUCCUGAAUAUAUUUUUGUAUAUAUGUGAAUUUUUAGAUCUGUGCUUGCACAUGCACACACAAACAAGUUAGACUUUUUAAUAUCUCCUGAGUAUUCAAAAUAAUUACAAUUACUGCGACUAAAAUAUAUUAAGAAAUGUAAAACAUCACCAUGCUACAUUUUUAUUUAUUCAUUCAGUUCAGAAAUAGAUCUUAAAUGCUUACAGAAUAGGCAUUUGAUUAAGAUAUGGUUUGAUAGUUUAAAUUGUCCCAGUUGAAGAAUUUCUUAAUCUUAUUUUUUGUAACAGCUUAAAUAAUACAAUCUAUUCAGCCAUAGGAAGAGUUAGCAUGAGAAGGAUUUGGACAGAUCUCUUCAAAGAAGAGACAUUCUCUGGCUAGCAAAGGAAAUGUGUGAGAAGCUGUAAGGUAUCUUUUCAUUUUGAAGGAGCUCAGCUAUAAUCCCAACAUAUCUUUUCUUUCUUUGCGCUUUAUACUUGCAUCAGUGUUAUGCAUUUACUCAUAUUGCCUCCCUCCUUUCAGAGGUCCAUGUUAUCACAGAACCUGUUUCCACUGAAGUGAUACACAAAAUUCCUAUUGACUUCAGCACUGCUGGGCCAAGCUAAUGGAGCAGUAUGCAUCUACACCAUCAGGCAGGACGGCCAUGCCGGGUUUGAGGGGUGGUUGUUUCCAUCCCCUGUACUAAAUGUCUUUUCCUUCUGAUUAGAUUAGAUUAUGUAUUCUAGGUAUUGUCAGGACCGUAGGGUCUCGUAGAGCACUGUAGAGCAGAUAAAUUCUCGUGACACUGUUAUUCUCAAACUGGGAAGAAGUUCAAAAAUUGAUGAUUUCAACAUUGUUUUUUGUACAGCAUGCCAUGUUUUGCAUGUAUGGGAUUUUUUGGAUCUGUUUGAAUAAAAUACUGACUUCUCUGCUGCUU